Molecule: messenger RNA, 773 nt
Organism: Gloeophyllum trabeum ATCC 11539
Lineage: Eukaryota; Fungi; Basidiomycota; Agaricomycetes; Gloeophyllales; Gloeophyllaceae
Exons: 2
Coding region: 349-543 (64 amino acids)
Source: RefSeq, a predicted model, not a curated record
AUGUCACCACCUCCGCCUCGGCGAAGGGACAGGGACUUUAGCCGUAGCCCACCCCCGAGGAGGCGACGAUACUCGCGUUCGCGCAGCUUCUCUCGCUCCCCACCCAGGCGGUAUGGUGGUCGACGUAGUCCGAGCCCGCCUCCCAGGCGGAGACGCAGUCGUUCUGUUUCCGGCUCGAGGUCUCCGCCUCCACCACUGCGGAGGAGGCGAGGUUCGGAUGCCAGCAUCAGGAAAGGCCGCGCUAGGAGCUCUAGCAGGGACGCUAGACCAGUCAGAAAGGGCGGCAGGUCUAGCAGUCGAAGCCGGAGCAGGACACCCGAGCGCAAGGAUAGAGAUGCGGAUGAUCGGAUGGAGGUGGACGAAAAAAGAGAGGAUGGGGGUGAGCUCAAGAUCAAGGGCCAGGCUGAAGCGGAGAAGCGGAAGAAUGAGGAUACCCCGGAUACGCUGAAACAUAAGAUGGAGUUGGAGAAAAGAGAGCAUGAGCUCAAGGAAAAGGCUCUGAGGAACAAAGUCGUCCGGAGCCGCAAGAAUGCUGCUGGCUAGUGGCACUUCUGUUCGCAAGUGACAUCUUUGAUAUGCUUUCAGUUAAAUUUUGUGCGAUAUAUGCUCAGUAUGUUUUUCGUUCAGCAGCCAGGUACGCGACGACCCUGGUGCUUCCUCCGUGCACCGGCAUGGCGUAUUGACUUGCGAUUUCGUCGUUGCGUUGCGGUGCUGCGUUCAACUUUGAUUGAUAAAAUGUCGACCAUCACUGACUGGCUCGGCCUAGAGUAGGC